GGGGCGUAUGGCGUGGGGGGUUCCGAGGGAAGACUGCUCCAGACUCGAGAGAUCGCUCUCCACAAAGGCAAAGCCGCUGGGGACCUGGCAGGCCUGAGAGAACUGGGCUGGAGGGACCAGCAUCCUUGGAUCGUGGAGAAUAUGCCUCUGGACCCCGCAGCCAAUCAGCAGCCUCGGCCUUUCUGCCCUCGAGGGGGGCGGACCCGGUUGAAACCUGCUGUGGUGGGCGAGGUGCAGUGCUUGAGGGUCAGGGAAUUAGUUGUUCGUCCUCCCUGCUCGCCACUGCCCCUAAGCCCCGACAUCACUUUGGAGCUCAGAGGCGGGGGGAGGGAGUGAUUCGCAAGUCACCCUUUUAAUCUGCUUCAUUUGCAGCCCGGAGGGGCAGAGGUUUGAGAUGGAAUGCUGUCUUUGGGGCUGUUUUAUACUUGCACCCACACCCCUAUUUGACCAGAGGUUCUAAAUGACCCAGAGCACAUCCCACUUGACUCGCCAAGUAUGGGGGACCUCCACGAACAUUUAGAUUAUAAAGACAGACGAGAUAGGAACUGUCUUUUCAUUGGCUCUCCAGUAAAGCUGUAUUCUGCAGGAAGAGGGUAAGGAAUGUCGAAUCAAAGCUCUGGACUGCUAUCGUUCAUUCGUUCAUUUACUCAGUGGUCACUGAGGGUUUACUUCGUGCCAAACACUAUGCUAGCUACUGGGGAUACAAUGACUGAUAUGAUAGAUGUGCGUCCUGCCCUCCAUGCGUAUAGCCAGCUAUUGUAGCCUAGGUUCCCACCUCCCUCCAUGUUCAGAUGUUGACCCUGUCUUCUUCUCCCAGGUCCAGCCUGUGGUGUCCACAAUGCCCCAGGCUUCUGAGCACCGCCUGGGACGGACCCGAGAGCCACCUCUUAAUAUCCAGCCCCGAGUGGGAUCCAAGCUACCAUUUGCUCCCCGGGCCCGGAGCAAGGAGCGCCGAAAUCCAGCCCCUGGGCCAAAUCCCUUGUUACGACCUCUGCCUCCUAGGCCAGGUCCCCCUGAGGAACGGCUCAAGAAACUGGAGCUGGGACGGGGACGGACCUCAGGCCCUCGUCCCAGCGGCCCACUUCGGGCAGAUCAUGGAGUUCCCCUGCCUGGCUCACCACCCCCAACUGUGGCUCUGCCUCUCCCAUCCAGGACCAACCUAACCCGUUCCAAAUCUGUGAGCAGUGGGGACUUGCGUCCAAUGGGGAUUGCCUUGGGAGGGCACCGUGGCACUGGAGAGCUAGGGGCUGCACUGAGUCGCUUGGCUCUUCGGCCUGAGCCACCCCCUCUGAGACGCAGCACCUCUCUCCGCCGCCUCGGGGGCUUUCCUGGGCCACCCACUUUGUUCAGCAUACGGACAGAGCCCCCUACUCCCCAUGGCUCCUUCCACGUGAUAUCUGCCCGGCCCUCUGAACCUUUCUACUCCGAUGACAAGAUGGCUCAUCACACACUGCUUCUGGGCUCUGGUCACAUUGGCCUCCGCAAUCUGGGGAACACGUGCUUCCUGAACGCUGUGCUACAGUGUUUGAGCAGCACCCGGCCUCUUCGGGACUUCUGUCUGCGAAGGGACUUCCGUCAAGAGGUGCCUGGAGGGGGCCGCGCCCAGGAGCUCACUGAAGCCUUUGCAGAUGUGAUUGGUGCCCUGUGGCACCCUGAUUCCUGUGAAGCUGUGAAUCCUACCCGAUUCCGAGCUGUCUUCCAGAAAUACGUUCCCUCCUUCUCUGGAUACAGCCAGCAGGAUGCGCAAGAGUUUCUGAAGCUCCUCAUGGAGCGGCUACACCUCGAAAUCAACCGCCGAGGCCGCCGGGCUCCACCAAUCCUGGCCAGUAGUCCUGUUCCCCCCCCACCCCGCCUCGGAGGGGCUCUGCUAGAAGAACCUGAGUUAAGCGAUGACGAUCGAGCCAACCUAAUGUGGAAGCGUUACCUGGAAAGAGAGGACAGCAAGAUUGUGGACCUGUUUGUGGGCCAGUUGAAAAGUUGUCUCAAGUGCCAGGCCCGUGGUUAUCGCUCCACGACCUUCGAGGUUUUUUGUGACCUGUCCCUGCCCAUCCCCAAGAAAGGAUUUGCUGGGGGCAAGGUGUCUCUGUGAGAUUGUUUCAACCUUUUCACCAAGGAAGAAGAGCUAGAAUCGGAGAAUGCCCUCGUGCGUCACCGAUGUCGGCAGAAAACACGAAGUACCAAAAAGUUGACAGUACAAAGAUUCCCCCGAAUUCUCGUGCUCCAUCUUAAUCGAUUUUCCGCCUCCCGAGGCUCCAUCAAGAAGAGUUCAGUAGGUGUAGACUUCCCACUGCAGCGACCGAGCCUAGGGGACUUCGCCGGCGACAAAGCCGGAAGCCCCAUAUACCAGCUCUAUGCCCUUUGCAACCACUCGGGCGGCGUCCACUGCGGCCACUACACAGCCCUGUGCCGGUGCCAGACUGGCUGGCAUGUCUAAAUGACUCUCCGUCUCCCCGUCAGUGAAGACCAGGUGGCAUCCAGUGAGGGCUACGUGCUCUUCUACCAACUGAUGCGGGAGCCGCCCCGGUGCCUGUGAAACCCUUUCAACACCCUGAAGCCCCCCGGCUCCCCAUUUACCUCAGAGACGUCCAUUUUUGUGUCUUUUUAAUCGGGGAGGGGGGAGGGGGUGGUUGUACCUCCGUUAUUUUUUUUAUUAAAAAAUACCCUUUCACCUGGAGGCUCUCUUGUCUCCCAGUCCCAUGUACAGAGCUCCACAGGCCCCCGCCCGUGUACAGCCCCCAGACCCUCUACAGUCUCAUUUUUUGUGUGAAUAAAUUUAUUAAAAAAACAAAAA
Molecule: messenger RNA, 2791 nt
Organism: Odocoileus virginianus texanus
Lineage: Eukaryota; Metazoa; Chordata; Mammalia; Artiodactyla; Cervidae
Source: RefSeq, a predicted model, not a curated record